AAUCUGAGUCUAUCACACAAACAAAUCCACUGCUUUGUGCUUGAAGAUAGUCUAGUCAACGCUUUCUUUCCGAAGACCUCGACAGACGCUGGACCAAAUUUGAAGAAAUUAAGGAAUUAUGGAUCCGAUAGUGGAAGCUUUCGCUUUCUUCCUUGGAUUUUUGGGAUGGCUCAUGGUUGGGAUCGCUCUUCCGAAUCGAUACUGGAAAGUGUCCACUGUGGACGGUAAUGUGAUCACCACGUCUACCAUCUAUGAGAAUCUCUGGAUGUCCUGCGCUACUGACUCAACGGGAGUUCACAACUGUCGCGAUUUUCCAUCUUUGCUCGCAUUAAGCGGGUACCUCCAAGCCUCUCGAGCGCUGAUGAUUGCUGCCAUCGUGUUUGGGACAUUUGGGCUGGUGGGAACCCUUGUGGGGAUGCAGUGCUCCAAAAUAGGAGGAGAAAACUAUGUUCUGAAGGGCAAGAUUGCUGCAGUUGGAGGAGUGUUCUUUUUACUACAAGGCCUCUGCACUAUGAUUGCUGUGUCUUGGUAUGCAGCCAACAUCACCCAGCAGUUCUUUGACGAGUUUUACCCAGGAACAAAGUAUGAAAUUGGCGAGGGCUUGUACAUCGGCUGGUCCUCAGCGACACUCGCCCUUUGCGGAGGUGCCUGUCUCAUGUGUGCGUGUAGGUUUAAAGAACCUGGUGAGAAAAUGCCUUAUCCAUACCAGCCGUCGUCCAGAGGUCGUCUGCUGUCCACUGUGGCGGCCCAAUCAACCCACAGCAACUAUGGAAGGAAUGCAUACGUGUGACAUACUCCUGGGAAGAAUGGAAUUGAACAAAGUAAAUGGAAUUGUGAUGGUGCAAAGCGAUUUCAAACACACUUGUGAUCAUGCCUGAUCUGAACCUUUUUUUGUGUUUUUCAACUACACAUAAAGUCCAUAUGAUUAUCCUUCCCACAUUUCAAUCAAAGCAUAACAGCAGAGCAGUGAACAUACUCUAACAGUGUUUUGAUAGAAAUGCCAACCUGAUCAAUGCAUCACAGUAUGAAUAAUCUGCAUCAGAAACAUUAUUGGAUGUAAAUAUCUGCAAUCAGAGCAUGCGAUUUUUCAACAUAUGAAAAUAUUGUUUCAUUGUGUGAGCUCCAAUUCACCUUAUUGGUGAAGAUAC
Molecule: messenger RNA, 1148 nt
Organism: Doryrhamphus excisus (bluestripe pipefish)
Lineage: Eukaryota; Metazoa; Chordata; Actinopteri; Syngnathiformes; Syngnathidae
Product: claudin-15
Cellular component (GO): bicellular tight junction; membrane
Molecular function (GO): structural molecule activity
Source: RefSeq, a predicted model, not a curated record